Drosophila suzukii is the source of this 835-nucleotide messenger RNA. RefSeq lists its product as uncharacterized. Lineage: Eukaryota; Metazoa; Arthropoda; Insecta; Diptera; Drosophilidae. The record is from RefSeq and is a predicted model, not a curated record.
ACAACGUUUGCCUUCACUUAAUCGACAAAAUUUAAACAGAGUUCUUUGAAUAAAAUUGGGAAUCAAAGCGGAAUCCAAGAGUUACAAAAUUAUCGUUUAGAAUGACCAGGGGCGUGAGGAUAUCCAACGACGGAAUGUCGAGGAUGCAGAAUGAAGGGCAAUAUUCUCGAGGAGUACUCGAAACGCCCCAAAAGAGACAAAAAUCGAAUGUGAAACCAUCCAGAAAACCAUUGCAAUCAUUACAAAUGGCCAGUCGAAAUUUGAGCCACACGAGUUUGAAAAAGAAAGGAAUCCUGAUGUCUGAGGAGGACUUGAGUGCCCUGGUGCAGCGGGAUUAUAAGACGGAGAAGUACCACACCGAUCGGCAAACCUUGGCCGAUAUAAUCCUGUUGCAGGCUCGGCGCAUCGAGAAGCAGAAGCGAGAAAUGCAGCGAAUAAAGGUCCACUAUGAGCGGCAGGUGUCCACCAUCAAGAACAAUGCCUCCAUGCUGGAGACCCACCUGCAAAAGCUGCUAACCAGUGUGCGUCAGGAUCGGGCCCAGCGGAUCGGCGAUCACUACCAGAACAUGUCCAGUGCCGUGGAGAAGUUGCAGAAGUGCGACCUCAGAGUCAAGCCACAAUCCGUGUCUAACCAAGUGCUCAUCAACUUCCUCAACUCUAAAGCCAUUUCACAUCCGUCCAGAAGCCCUAAUGAAAAAAUGCGUACCUACAGGAAUAGGUUGUGAACUGUAUUCCUGUGUGUACAUUAUCUUUUCAUUAGAUCUUCUGACCAGUUCCGACUUUAAUUCAGGGCUAGAAAUCUCUAUAAUUGUACCAAUAAAGUAUUAUAUUAUUA